AACCCUCCUACUACAUCUUAUUAACCAUGAAGACUUCUGUUAUCCUCGCUGCCCUCUCCCUGGCCAGCGCCACCCCCAUCGCCUCUUCUUCUGCCGUCUUCGAGGUCUCCAUCACCUUCAACGGCGUCAAUGGAGCCUCAUUCUCCCAGAACUUUCCCGCCGACGACUCCCUCGUGGCGAUCACCAACCCGUUGAACGUGAGCAGCAUCGCCUCGGUUGGAGGCGGCUUCUGCACCUUUACGGGCGUGGAUGGCUCCUCGGUCGUCCUGGACGGGGAGCAGACGGUUUCUGUCUCGCCGCCGCAGCCGCAGAAAUGGGGGUCUUGCCAGACUGCUUAA
Penicilliopsis zonata CBS 506.65 is the source of this 338-nucleotide messenger RNA. RefSeq lists its product as hypothetical. Lineage: Eukaryota; Fungi; Ascomycota; Eurotiomycetes; Eurotiales; Aspergillaceae. The transcript is spliced from 2 exons. Bases 27 to 338 code for a protein of 103 amino acids. The record is from RefSeq and is a predicted model, not a curated record.